AUGUCCGUUUCGGCGUCCACAUCCGCUUCGGAACAAGACCUUCCGUCGAAGUACCGGCGCCUUGCUUCUGCUUAUGCAAAGAUCCGUAGCGAGCUGAAAAUGGUUAGAAAUACCUUACAGGAGGAAGAGAUACGGGGUCGCAAUAAAUCGAUGCAGUUGAACGAAAGUGAAGCUCGAAUCCAGCGCCUUGAAGCAGAAGUUGAAAGCCUUAACUUCAGGAACAUCCAGCUGGAGAAACGGGUUUCGGUGUUGCGAAAGGAGCUAGAAACUUCGCGUAUGGACUAUGAUUCAAAAAUGCCCGCUAGAGCCUCCUCUCGGAUUUCACUUUUUCGAAAAAUGUCACAUUCUACCUCGGAACAGAUCAUUGAUCCCGCUCGCUGUGCUCUAGAGAACGAGCUCGCCACGAAGAUAGCUGACAACGAAAGCCUCGUUAAAAAGAUACGCGAUAUGGAGGUCGCUUACGAAACCGAAAUGGAACAAAGGAAGCGCCGAAUCGCUGAAUUGGAAGCGGACAAUCUUUCGUUACAACAGCAGCUGCACACUGCCGUUGAAGAUCAGGAAACACAGAUGUCUGAGCUGCAACGAUGCCAUCGAACGCUGACCGAGCGCUUCCAAACGCUACAAAACGAAUGCUCAAAAGAACGCCAGUUGGCUAAAAAAUGAUACUUAGAGUUAGAAAAAUGUUAUCAGUGGGGCAGUGCGGUUCAACACCUGCAAAGUGCAAAUGACAUCUACAGGGUCCUCAGCGCCAUCGCUGUAGAAAUUAAGACUGUUGCAUUCAGCGCCCAGAACUACUUCUCUUACAACGAUGCACGUCUACGGCUAUAUCCUGCUGACGAACUGACAGAAGAAACUAGCUCUGAAGUGAAACAGUGCUGCAACGUGCUUCCUAGGGCCGUGGACAGCUGUCGGACACUUGGUGGUCAGGUGGAUACUGCGUUGUCUAAUCUUUGCUCAAACUGUCGUUUGAUGAAAAAAUCAGAUGUGUUGCUUGUGCAAAAGGCAAUUUCUGAUGUAGUCGAAGGCUUUUCGAAGUUCAGCAUAUGGUUUAAAAAAUGCCUUGAGGCAGAGUCAGCAGUGCCUUGGUGCGACACAAAACUCGCGGAAGAAAAUCUCAAUUAUUAUCUGCGCCUGCAAGAGUUUUUGGAGUGCGUAAGAAAGUUCUCUUCAUCUGCGUCUGCUUCUUCCCCUUCGAUUGACUCAGUGCUUAGCAGCAGCUAUGAAUUGAAGGUAGCCGCUGAGCAUUCUUUGCCUGUAGCAACAAAGAAGCUGAAAGCAACGAACGAAUGCAUUGCUGCCGUUCUGAAUGCCAUUAGCAAAAGUCUGCAAAAGAUCAUAAAGAUCUGUGAAACUGACCGGCAAAUUGUCACCAGCUAUUUCUCUUACGUUAUGACCGUCAGCGACUUUCUGCACCCAAUUAUUCGUUCUUCAUGUAUCUACAACGCAACACUUUCUCAGGUGAAUAUUUCGCAUUACUCUGUUGUACCAGACUCUACUGUCUAUUGA
Messenger RNA from Soboliphyme baturini, 1506 nucleotides. The record is from the annotation of a GenBank genome assembly. Lineage: Eukaryota; Metazoa; Nematoda; Enoplea; Dioctophymatida; Soboliphymatidae.